Molecule: messenger RNA, 7351 nt
Organism: Notothenia coriiceps (black rockcod)
Lineage: Eukaryota; Metazoa; Chordata; Actinopteri; Perciformes; Nototheniidae
Gene: itpr2
Product: inositol 1,4,5-trisphosphate receptor, type 2
Exons: 50
Coding region: 314-7351 (2345 amino acids)
Biological process (GO): calcium ion transmembrane transport
Cellular component (GO): endoplasmic reticulum; membrane
Molecular function (GO): inositol 1,4,5 trisphosphate binding; inositol 1,4,5-trisphosphate-gated calcium channel activity
Source: RefSeq, a predicted model, not a curated record
GUCUCCUCCCCCUGAAGUGGAUGUGAAGACGAGCACCCUCCGGUUUGCGUGACAUACAGGAAGAAGUUAAAUAAGUCUCAAAACACAGCGUUAUCUUCAAAAAACGCCAACAGUUUUUUCUGCAGUUUCGCUCUUUUGACACUCGGUCGUCUUGCAGGAUUGUAAAUAUUGAAGAAUGAUAGUGAAUCUGAAGGCUGCUGCUGAACCAAAGCCCCUGUAACGUGCGGACUACUUCACCCGAAGAGAAGAAGCGCUAGGCGUUUCUAAAUGGAGAAACCGGGACCUAACUAAAUCGUUUGUUCAGUGAAACAAAAUGUCAGAGCACAGGUCCAGUUUUCUUCACAUUGGAGACAUUGUGUCUCUUUACGCGGAGGGCUCGGUGAAUGGCUUCAUCAGUACUUUGGGGCUUGUUGAUGACAGGUGUGUGGUCCAGCCUGAUGCUGGAGACCUGGCCAACCCGCCCAAAAAGUUCAGAGAUUGCCUCUUCAAGGUGUGUCCCAUGAACAGAUACUCGGCCCAAAAGCAGUUUUGGAAGGCCAAACAAGGGAAACAAGGGAACAACAACACACAGGGAGACCUGUUUAAGAAGUUACAGCAUGCAGCAGAACUGGAGCAGAAGCAGAAUGAGUCGGAGAACAAGAAGCUCCUUGGAGAAGUUGUGAAAUACAGUAAUGUCAUCCAGCUGCUGCACAUUAAGAGCAAUAAGUACCUGACGGUGAACAAGCGUCUCCCUGCUCUGCUGGAGAAGAACGCCAUGCGGGUUUCUCUGGACACGGCCGGGAACGAGGGCUCCUGGUUCUACAUCCAGCCCUUCUGGAAGCUCCGCAGCGAAGGAGAUAAUGUGGUGGUUGGAGACAAGGUGGUGCUGAUGCCGGUGAACGCAGGGCAGCCUCUCCAUGCCAGCAACAUCGAGCUGCUGGACAACCUCGGCUGCAAAGAGGUGAAUGCUGUAAACUGUAACACCAGCUGGAAGGUCACCUUGUUCAUGAAGUUCAGCGACUACAGAGAAGAUGUGUUAAAGGGGGGAGACGUGGUGAGGCUUUUUCACGCCGAGCAGGAGAAGUUUCUCACCGGUGACGAGUACAAGACGCAGCAGCACGUCUUCCUAAGGACAACCCUGCGGCAGUCUGCCACCUCCGCCACCAGCUCCAAGGCUCUCUGGGAGAUCGAGGUUGUGCACUAUGACCCCUGCAGAGGUGGAGCCGGCCAGUGGAACAGCCUCUUCCGCUUCAAACACCUGGCGACUGGGAAUUACCUCGCAGCUGAGGCGAACCCUGAAUUCAAAGACAACACGGUGGAGCCCAAAGGAGAGAAUGAGACAGACACUUUGUUCUCUAAGAGGAAGCACCAAGCAGCAGAGAAGAUUGCUUUCACCCUGGUUUCUGUUCCCCAUGGGAACGACAUUGCCUCUCUGUUUGAGCUGGAUGCUACCACUCUGCAGCGAGCCGACUGUCUGGUGCCCAGAAACUCAUAUGUGAGACUAAGGCACCUGUGCACCAACACCUGGGUGACGAGCACCAACGUCCCCAUCGAUGCAGAGGAGGAGCGUCCGGUCAUGCUCAAGAUUGGCACCUGUUCUACGAAAGAGGACAAAGAGGCUUUUGCCAUCGUAUCUGUUCCUCUGUCCGAGGUCAGAGACUUGGACUUUGCCAACGAUGCCAGCAAAGUGCUGGAGUCCACCGUGAGGAAGCUGCAGUACGGCAACAUCGCUCAGAACGAGAGGAGGUUUGUGACUAAGCUCCUGGAAGACCUGGCUUUCUUUGUGUGUGUGGUACCAAACAACGGCCAGGAUGUUCUCUCUGUGGUGACCUCCACUCCCAACCGAGAGAGGCAGAAACUCAUGAGGGAACAGAACAUCCUCGCCCAGAUCUUUGGCAUCCUGAAGGCUCCGUUCACAGACCAGGGCGAUGGUCCGAUGCUUAAGCUGGAGGAUCUGGGAGACCAGCGCUACGCUCACUUCAAGUACAUGUUGAGACUCUGCUACAGGGUGCUCCGCCACUCCCAACAGGACUAUCGCAAGAACCAGGAAUAUAUAGCCAAAAAGUUCUCAAUCAUGCAGUCUCAGAUUGGGUAUGAGAUCUUGGCUGAGGACACAAUUACUGCCCUGCUGCACAACAACCGCAAGCUGCUGGAAAAACACAUCACAGCCAAAGAGAUCGAGACCUUUGUCAGCCUGCUGAGGCGCAACAGAGAGCCCAGAUUCCUGGAUUAUCUGUCUGAUCUCUGCGUGUCCAACAAAACUGCUAUCCCCGUCACACAGGAGCUCAUCUGUAAAUUUAUGCUGAACCCCACCAACGCAGACAUCCUCAUCCAGACCAAACUAAUCCCGAACACGGAGACCACCCUGGAGUCCUCUCUGCUGCAGGAGGAGGUGGAGGAGGAGGAGGUGUGGCUCUACUGGAUCGACAGCCACAAGGAGCCUCACGGAAAAUCCAUCCGCCACCUGGCCCAGGACGCCAAGGGCACCCACAAGAUGGAUGUAGACAUUGUCACCUAUUACAGAUACCAGUUGAACCUCUUUGCUAAAAUGUGUCUGGACCGCCAGUACCUAGCCAUCAAUCAGAUCUCCUGUCAGCUACCAGUGGAUCUGAUCCUGCGCUGCAUGUUCGACGACUGCCUGCCCUACAACCUCCGAGCCUCCUUCUGCCGCCUCAUGCUGCACAUGCAUGUGGACCGGGACCCUCAGGAGGCUGUGGUGCCUGUACGCUACGCCCGCCUCUGGACCGAGAUCCCCUCCAAGAUCACCAUCCAUGAGUAUGAGUACGAGUCCACUGACACGUCAACAGACGAGAUGAAGAAGAAGUUUGCACACACCAUGGAGUUCGUGGAAGAAUACCUUAAAGAUGUGGUCAGCCAGCCGUUUCCAUUUGGGGAUAAAGACAAGAAUGAACUCACGCUAGAGGUGGUGAAUCUGGCUCGUAACCUGGUGUACUUUGGGUUCUAUAGCUUCAGUGAGCUGCUGCGCCUCACACGCACUCUGCUGGCCAUCCUGGAUAUUGUCCAGCACCCACUCACCUUCAUGAACAAGCUCAACAAGAGCCCAGAGGCCGGCAACAAUGUCCUGCGAACGAUUCAUGGAGUCGGAGAGAUGAUGACUCAGAUUAUGAUGAGUCGAGGUGUGCCGCACAGCCUCCCUGACACCUCUCCGUCCCUGCGCUACGGGAGGGGACACUUCCUGCCGGAUAAUGAGGACAUCAUGGUGAUGGACACCAAGCUAAAGAUCAUUGAGAUCCUGCAAUUCAUCCUGAGUGUGAGGUUGGAUUAUAGGAUCACAUAUUUGCUGUCCAUCUACAAGAAAGAGUUUGGGGACAAGACCCUAACGGAAAGCUCUAUCUCUGAUAUGCUUCCUAUGCCACCUCUAGCUCCUGAACCAGACAUAGAUGAGAUUGCGACCAAAGCAGAGAGCAUGUUUGCAGGGAGCUCAGAGUUGAGUGCGGUGGAGCUGGACGAUGAGGGCGGCCGCACGUUUUUGAGGGUUCUGAUCCAUCUCAUCAUGCAAGAUUACCCUCCGCUGGUGUCUGGCUCGCUGCAGCUCAUCUUCAAGCACUUCAGCCAGAGAUCCGAGGUGCUGCAGGCCUUCAAACAGGUCCAGCUGCUUGUGUCAGAGCAGGAUGUGGAGAACUACAAGCAGAUCAAGACAGACCUGGACCAGCUGCGUCUGACUGUGGAGAAGUCUGAGCUCUGGGUGGAGAAGAGUGGAGUCUACAGCAGCGAGGACCUGGGGGUCAGACAGGGCAAAGAGCAGAACCUAGAGGAAGUUGUCCUUAGCCCAGUGCAGGAUGGAGAUAUUAAACCUCAGAUUGACAGCAACAAAUCAAACAACUACAACAUUGUCAAAGAGAUCCUACUGCGGCUCAGUAAGCUGUGUUAUCCCAGUAAGAAGAGUCGUGUGCAGCAGCAGAGGCUCCUGAAGAACAUGGGGGCUCACACUGUGGUGCUGGACCUGCUGCAGAUUCCCUUUGAGACGAGUGAUGACAAGAUGAAUGAGAUCAUGACCCUGGCUCAUGCAUUUUUGCAAAAUUUCUGCAGAGGAAACCCUCAGAACCAAGUUCUGCUACAUAAACACCUGAACCUCUUCCUCACUCCAGGGUUACUUGAAGCUGAGACGAUGCGUAACAUCUUUAUGAACAGCUACCAGCUGUGCCACGAGAUCAGCGACCGUGUGGUCCAUCAUUUUGUCCACUGCAUUGAAACACACGGUAGACAUGUGCUGUACCUCAAGUUCCUGCAAACCAUUGUGAAAGCAGAUGGAAAGUAUGUGAAGAAAUGUCAGGACAAGGUCAUGACAGAGCUUGUGAAUGGAGGCGAAGACGUGCUGGUGUUUUACAACGACCGCUCCUCAUUCCCGGUGCUGCUGCAGAUGAUGGGCUCUGAGCGUGAGCGGACAGAUGAGGAUGGAGCUCUGGCCUACCACAACACACUGGUGGAGCUGCUAGCCGCCUGCACCGAAGGAAAGAACGUCUACACUGAGCUGAAAUGCAACUCUCUGCUACCACUGGACGACAUUGUUAAAGUUGUCACUGAUAUCCACUGUAUACCAGAGGUCAAAACAGCCUAUGUGAACUUUGUGAAUCACUGCUACGUAGACACAGAGGUCGAAAUGAAGGAGAUCUACACCUCCAACCAUAUCUGGAAGCUCUUUGACAACUUCCUGGUGGACAUGUCCAGUGUGUGCAACACUACCACAGACCGUAACCAUGCCGACCUGGCCCUUGAGAAGUAUGUGACGGAGACGGUGAUGGGCAUCAUCAAGGGUUUCUUCAGCUCACCUUUCUCUGUCAACCACUCCAACCUGCAGACAAACCAGUCUGUCUUCAUCAAGCUGCUCCAGUCUUCUUUCAGGAUCUACAUCUGCACCUGGAUCAACUCCGCUCAGAAGGCUAAUAUCGAGAGCUGUAUCAAAACACUGGCUGAUGUUGCUAAGGCCCGGGCCAUAGCUAUCCCAGUGGACCUGGACGGUGAGGUCAACACUUUGUCUCUCAAGGUCCACAGCAACAUGGUGCAACGAGCAGCCAAGGACUGGAGGACGUCUGCCCGCACCCGACCCCGCAAGGAGCCCCUGGGGGUCCCCGACUACAAGAACAUCAUUGAGAAGCUGCAGGGGGUCGUGUCCCUUCUGGAGGAGCAGUUCAGUCCGAAGGUCCAGGCAGAGUUCUCCGUGCUGGUGGACGUCCUUCACAGCCCGGAGCUGCUGUUUCCAGAGGCUGCUCGGUUACGCUGUGAGAGCGGAGCGUUCAUGUCCAAACUGAUCAAACACACCAAGAAGCUCAUGGACAAAGAGGAGAAGCUGUGUAUCAAGAUCCUGCAAACACUCAGAGAGAUGCUGGACAAGAAGGAAUGCUUCCAGGAUGCUGGAAACGAUUUGAGAAAGAUCCUGCUCACACGCUACUUUGGAAAUCAAAAGCUUCUCUCGAAGUUAGAGCUUGGGAGUGGAAACAGCUCAUCUGGCGGCUUUGUCAAGCCGUCAUCUGGAGCAUGUUCUCCGAUGCUGGACUCUGACAAGCCGGGCAGCAGUGUGGUGGAGAUCCAGUGUCUCCUGGACAACGUUGGAGCAUCAGAGCUGGUGAUUGACCUCAUCGUCAACACAAAGAACGACCGGGUGUUUGAGGAGAGCAUCCUUCUGGGCAUUGCCCUUCUCCAGGGCGGAAACACACAGACACAAAACUCCUUCUAUAACCAGCUGUUCAAGCAGAAGAAGUCUGAGAGGUUCUUCAAAGUUUUCUACGACCGCAUGCGUUUGGCCCAGCAAGAGAUCCGCGCCACCGUGUCCGUCAAUAUGUUCGAAGUCAACUGCAGGAAAAGGGAUGAUGACAGUGACGUCACCAGCCUCAGGUCGAAGAAAGAUAAAGACUCAGGGCUUUAUAUGAGGGAGGACAUGCGUGGUCAGCUGAAGGAGGCCUCCUCAGCGACCUCCAAAGCCUUCUGUGCCUUCAGAAAGGAGCUGGACCCCGACCUCGAAGGCUUGGGACACAACAGUGAGAUGGCCGGUGCCGAAGAGGUUUUAGAAGAAACUCCAAUGAGCCCAGCCAUCACCAUCAUGAAACCAAUCCUGCGUUACCUACAGCUGCUCUGUGAGAACCACAACACAGACCUGCAGAACUUUCUGCGCAACCAGAACAACAAGACCAACUACAAUCUGGUGUGUGAGACUCUUCAGUUCUUGGACUGUAUUUGUGGAAGCACCACCGGAGGCCUCGGGCUGUUGGGCCUUUACAUUAAUGAGAGUAAUGUGGACCUGGUUCGCCAAACCCUGGAAACCAUCACAGAGUACUGCCAGGGACCCUGCCAUGAAAACCAGAGCUGUAUAGCCAAGCAUGAGUCCAAUGGCAUUGACAUUAUUAUAGCACUGAUUGUGAACUCCAUCAACCCCCUGGGGAAGCAUCGGAUGGACCUUGUGCUGGUGCUGAAGAACAAUGCCUCCAAACUCUUAUUGGCUAUCAUGGAGAGCCGUCAUGACAACGAGAACGCAGAGAAGAUUCUCUACAAGAUGAGACCCACUGAACUGGUGGAUGUCAUGAAGGAAGCCUACGCCCAGGGCCUGGAGAGUGAGGAGGACGAGGACAGUGUGGGAGACCAGAUCAAGCCCAGAGACGUCGGACACAACAUUUACAUCCUGGCCCACCAGCUGGCCCGACACAAUAAGCUCCUCCAGCAGAGCCUGAGGCCGGGGUCCGGGUUGGGCCUGGGGGCCGGAGUGGACACCGACAACGAGAAAGACGACGCCCUCCUUUGCUAUGCCAACCACACAGCUCAGAUAGAGAUUGUGCGUCACGACCGCACCAUGGAGCAGAUCGUCUUUCCGGUCCCUGACAUCUGUGAAUACCUCACGGACGAGUCCAAGACACGUGUGUUCACCACCACGGAGAGAGACGACCAGGGCAGCAAGGUUAACGACUUCUUCCAGCAGUUCGACAACCUCUACAACGAGAUGAGGUGGCAGAAGAAGAUCCGCAAGAAAAAGGCUGUGUUCUGGUUCUCACGCAACAUCUCUCUUUGGGGGAGCAUCUCCUUCUACUUGGCCUGUCUGCUCAACAUCGCUGUGGCCGUCUUCUACCCAUUUGGUGAUGAUGGAGAUGAGGGUGAGAAUAUAUUGGGGACUCUGAACCACCAGCCCACAGGAGCGACUCCCACUGGGAGGGCCGAGGCCUUGCGCUUCCUCCCCUGGAUGACCUCUGACACUCCCAGAUUGAAGAAGAUAAGAAAUCCAGAGCGAAUGGUCAGGAUUGCUGUUGGAUACACCGGACACACCCCUCCCAAGAGUGACGACACUGACGCCAACAGUAAGAGACACACCAACCCUCUUCACACUCUUUUUGCGUGUGCGCGCAUAUUCGUCUGUAGCGCCGGGUGA